AUGUCCUUCAAGGGCGCCCGGCUCAGCAUGAGGAACAGGAGGAACGGCAUGCUGGACAGCACGAGGACCCUGUACUCCAGCGCGUCUCGGAGCACAGACGUGUCCUACAGCGAGAGCGUGAGUUCAGGGCCCUUCCGCGCCCCCACUGCCCUUGUUAUGUCAGAAAGCAUCAUUUUGCAGUUUGGAUUCUUUGCAAACCAAUACCCCUUCUUUAGAAAGUUCAUUUCUCAACGGAUAGUAUUUCGUUCGUGGAUUAUUUAUAUGGAAGUCUUUGGCGACACCUCGAGGGUGUCUGGUCCUUGUCAGGGCGUAGCGAAUGCUCCCAUUGGUCAGCAGGCACUCCGUCUGACACCAGGGUUUCCCUCAACUGCAGGGUUAAAAGUCUGGGAGGGGGCCAGCUUUGGAAGGCGGAGGGAUGGGGCGGGGCUUCCGGGGUGCUGGGCCUGUCAGUAUUUUGAUGUGAUUGGCAGAGUGCACUUGCCACUCCCCACACAGAGCACCUCCUUCGAAUCUGCACCUGCUGUCAACGUGGCCCCAGUCCUGUGCGAAUUACACGACAAGCAAAGCAUCUCCAGUGCUCCCUGCUCCCGCUCCCAGCAGGGAGAGCCCCCUUGGAGGGCAGAAAAGACCUUUCGAGAUCACACUUGGGUGCAAGCCCUGGUGCCUCUGGGAGACAAAGGCUGCCUCUCUCUUACCCCGCUCCUUCCGAUUGAAUCUGCUUUAGAUGAAGGCAAAUGCAGUGAGCAGCCCCCGGCCUCCAUAAAACCUGCAGAGGACAGGAGCAUCUUGGGGGUCUUCCAGUUCUCAUCUCAGAGGAGAACCCAAGGUUAUAGACCAGAGUCCACACCCUCUCUGCUCAGGGAAAACGUGUGCAAGUGUGGCUACGCCCAGAGCCAGCACAUCGAAGGCACCCAGAUCAACCAAAAUGAGAAAUGGAAUUACAAGAAGCACACCAAGGAAUUCCCCACUGAUGCCUUUGGGGAUAUUCAGUUUGAGACCCUGGGGAAGAGAGGGAAGUAUAUCCGACUGUCCUGCGACACCGACGCAGAAACGCUCUACGAGCUGCUGACCCAGCACUGGCACCUGAAAACGCCCCACCUGGUCAUUUCCGUGACCGGCGGCGCCAAGAACUUCGCCUUGAAGCCGCGCAUGCGCAAGAUCGUCAGCCGCCUGAUCUACAUCGCGCAGUCGAAAGGUGCGCGGGGGGCCCGGGCGGCGCGGGGGGCCCGGGCGGCGCGGGGGGCCCGGGCGGCGCGGGGGGCCCGGGCGGCGCGGGGGGCCCGGGCGGCGCGGGCGGGCGCUUGGAUCCUCACUGGAGGCACCCACUACGGGCUGAUGAAGUACAUUGGGGAGGUGGUGAGAGACAACACCAUCAGCAGGAACUCGGAGGAGAACAUCGUGGCCAUCGGCAUCGCCGCUUGGGGCAUGGUCUCCAACAGGGACACCCUCAUCAGGACCUGUGAUGUCGAGGGAUAUUUUUCAGCUCAGUACAUUAUGGAUGACUUCAAAAGAGACCCUCUGUACAUCCUGGACAACAACCACACUCACCUGCUGCUCGUGGACAACGGCGGCCACGGGCAUCCCGCAGUGGAGGCGAAGCUUCGCAAUCAGCUAGAGAAAUACAUCUCGGAGCGGACUAUUCAAGAUUCCAACUAUGGUGGCAAGAUCCCCAUUGUGUGUUUUGCCCAAGGAGGUGGGAAAGAGACUUUGAAAGCCAUCAAUACCUCCAUCAAAAGUAAAAUCCCCUGUGUGGUGGUGGAGGGCUCCGGGCAGAUUGCCGAUGUGAUUGCGAGCCUGGUGGAGGUGGAGGACGCCCUGACGUCUUCGGUCAUCAAGGAGAAGCUGGUGCGCUUCUUACCCCGCACGGUGUCCCGGCUGCCAGAGGAGGAAACUGAGAGUUGGAUCAAAUGGCUCAAAGAAAUUCUCGAAAGUUCCCACCUGUUAACAGUUAUCAAGAUCGAAGAAGCUGGGGACGAAAUAGUGAGCAAUGCAAUCUCUUAUGCGUUGUACAAAGCCUUUAGCACCAAUGAACAAGAUAAGGAUAACUGGAAUGGGCAGCUGAAGCUCCUGCUGGAAUGGAACCAGCUGGACCUAGCCAAUGAUGAGAUUUUCACCAAUGACCGCCGAUGGGAGUCAGCUGACCUUCAGGAAGUCAUGUUUACGGCGCUCAUCAAGGACAGACCCAAGUUCGUCCGCCUCUUUCUGGAGAAUGGCUUGAACCUGCGCAAGUUCCUCACCAACGACGUCCUGACCGAGCUCUUCUCCAAUCACUUCAGCACCCUGGUGUAUCGGAACCUGCAGAUCGCCAAGAACUCCUACAAUGACGCCCUCCUCACAUUCGUGUGGAAACUGGUGGCUAACUUCCGGAGAGGCUUCCGGAAGGAAGACAGGAACAGCAGGGAUGAGCUAGACAUAGAACUUCAUGACGUGUCUCCUAUCACCCGGCACCCUCUGCAAGCUCUCUUCAUCUGGGCCAUUCUUCAGAACAAGAAGGAACUUUCCAAAGUCAUUUGGGAGCAGACCAGGGGCUGUACUCUGGCAGCGUUGGGUGCCAGCAAGCUUCUGAAGACUCUGGCCAAGGUGAAGAACGACAUUAAUGCUGCUGGGGAGUCAGAGGAGCUGGCAAACGAGUACGAGACCCGUGCGGUGGAGCUGUUCACCGAGUGUUACAGCAGCGAUGAGGACUUGGCCGAACAACUCCUGGUCUAUUCCUGUGAAGCCUGGGGCGGAAGCAACUGUUUGGAGCUGGCAGUGGAGGCAACGGACCAGCAUUUCAUCGCCCAGCCCGGGGUCCAGAAUUUUCUUUCCAAGCAGUGGUACGGAGAGAUUUCCCGAGACACCAAGAACUGGAAAAUUAUCCUGUGUCUGUUCAUUAUACCCUUGGUUGGCUGUGGCUUUGUGUCAUUUAGGAAGAAGCCCCUGGACAAGCGCAGGCAGCUCUGGUGGUCCUACGUGGCCUUCUUCACGUCCCCGUUCGUGGUCUUCUCCUGGAACGUGGUUUUCUACAUCGCCUUCCUCCUGCUCUUCGCCUACGUGCUGCUCAUGGACUUCCACUCAGUGCCGCACCCCCCGGAGCUGGUCCUCUACGCGCUGGUCUUCGUCCUGUUCUGUGAUGAAGUGAGACAGUGGUACAUGAACGGGGUGAAUUAUUUUACCGACCUGUGGAACGUCAUGGACACGCUUGGGCUCUUUUACUUUAUAGCAGGAAUCGUAUUUCGGCUCCACCCUUCCAACAGAACCUCUCUCUACUCCGGACGCGUGAUUUUUUGCCUGGACUACAUCAUAUUCACGCUAAGGUUGAUCCACAUUUUCACUGUCAGCAGAAACUUAGGACCCAAGAUUAUCAUGUUGCAGAGGAUGUUGAUCGACGUGUUCUUCUUCCUGUUCCUCUUCGCUGUCUGGAUGGUGGCCUUCGGUGUGGCCAGGCAAGGAAUCCUCAGGCAGAAUGAGCACCGCUGGAGGUGGAUCUUCCGCUCGGUCAUCUACGAGCCCUACCUGGCCAUGUUCGGCCAGGUGCCCAGCGACGUGGACGGCACCACGUACGACUUCUCCCACUGCACCUUCACUGGGAACGAGUCCAAGCCCCUGUGUGUGGAGCUGGACGAGCACAACCUUCCCCGCUUCCCCGAGUGGAUCACCAUCCCCCUCGUGUGCAUCUACAUGCUCUCCACCAACAUCCUGCUGGUCAACCUGCUGGUCGCCAUGUUCGGCUACACCGUGGGCACCGUACAGGAGAACAACGACCAGGUCUGGAAGUUCCAGAGGUACUUCCUGGUGCAGGAGUACUGCAGCCGCCUCAACAUCCCCUUCCCCUUCGUGGUGUUUGCCUACUUCUACAUGGUGGUCAAGAAGUGCUUCCGCUGCUGCUGCAAGGAGAGGAGCACCGAAUCCUCCGCCUGCUGUUUCAAAAAUGAAGACAACAAGACUCUGGCGUGGGAGGGUGUCAUGAAAGAAAAUUACCUUGUCAAGAUCAACACCAAAGCCAACGACACGUCAGAGGAAAUGAGGCAUCGCUUUAGACAGCUGGAUACAAAGCUUAAUGAUCUCAAAUUUCUUCUGAAGGAGAUCGCUAAUAAGAUCAAAUAAAACCAUAGGCACUCUAAUGGCGAGAAACCUAAUUUUCAGCAAGGGAGUUUCAGACAUCCAAGUGGAGACGAUUCAAAGGAUGCUGCCAAACAACCUGGCUCCUGCCUAAACGAGUCGCGUUCAGGACCCUGGGGGCACGGCGAUGGUUUCAACCACUCCAGUGCGCUCAGUCUGGGAACAAAACGAGUGAUUGAUUUCAUAGGAGAAGUUGGAUGGAAAGGCGGGACGUCUCGUAUGCCGCACUACCGCGGAAGGCUGCUGCUCUGUGACUUUGAGUCCUGGUGGCUAGAAUAGCUGCUGUUGACGGUUUAAACCAUCCUGUGUUCUUCACUUGUCCUCCUUUGACCAUGCAUGUCCGGGAGCAUCUCUCUCCUUGGUCCAGCUUGCCCUCCCGUGUUAUUUUUUUCAUCACCAAUGGAUUCGGCAUUUCCUUUUCUUGGAUUAUGUGAUAACUCAUGGUUAAGUCUCCCCAGUCAGGUCAGAUUUGAAAACCUCCUGCAGCAAGGGGACCGUGCUUUUUUUUUCCAGGAGAAACUAUUGUUAUUUCUCAUUCUGCUUUUAAUCAUUAAAGCAGGUGAUAAAGCAGCAUUUCCCCUCCCACACCCAUCAGGAACCCUACUCAAAGAAAAUAGCUUCUUCCGAACAAGAUGAAAAGUCACCCCCAAAAAGAAUCUUUUGAGGCACCACCGACUGUGUUUUCACUGGGUGCCCCUCUUUCUCAUCUUAUGUAUUAUUUUCCCACUAAAAAGAAUUCAUGGCUAUUGUAGAACAUUCAUGAAUGUCAUAAAAAAUGUAGGCCACAUGGAAAGGUUGAAAAUACAAGUAGUCUUACUACCUAAAGAUAAUCACUGCUAACAAGUCAGGAUGUUUUUCCAAGUCCGUUUGUUUGUUUGUUUGUUUCUAUGAGGGUUUUGCUUCUCUUCUAAAAUUUUACACAAUGUCCUCAUACCACAUAUACAGUUUUACAUAAGCUCUUUCACUUGAUAUUUUAUUGAAGAUGUCUUCUUAAUAUUCAUGUCUUCUUAAACAUUACAUUAACAAUUGCCUACUCUCCAGUUUCUAAUGAUUUCCCCAUGUCGAUUGAUCACCAAAGGCCAGUGGAAGCCAGUAUCUAUGCAUGGAUCUUCUUCCACAGUUGGGGACAUUACCCAUGGCUAGAUCUCCCCAAGUCGGUACUGACUGUCCAACCAUUUAUAAGGCCUUUUCAUAAAUGUUUAGCAAAUAGGAAUAACUAACUUGAUAUAAGAUAUGAGAUAGAUGAACCUAGAAGUCUUAACAUAAAAUAUUAUAUGUAAUCCUUAGUUUAGGAAGAAACCAAUAUACUUAUUUCAGUAUUACAGGUGGUGGAGGCCUUGGUGUAGAAUUGCAGAGAUUAUCUUAUUGGACGCUGCAGCCCUCGCUUGGUCUGGUAGUGGUUUUGUCUUUGCCCAAAAUAAAUGCUCCAGAAAUACACAAGGUCAUUUAAAGGUCCACAAUUGGUUUUUUUUUCAGCUUUGAAUAGAAUGUACGCAUAGCUAAGGAAGAAAAGCUUAGAAAGAAGCUGUUAAAAGACUAGUUAGAAAAACUACAAAAGCAUGAACCAAAAAAAGUUGUUUUCUGUUUUUUUCUGGGCAGUCAUUAAAAUGACUGCUCACCGCAUCCACACUUGCUGCAAGUGAACACAAAUAGAAGGCUUUUGUGUGUUUAUUUUUUAUUUAAACCCCGUUAAUGGCCUAACGGGGAAUCUUAUUCAUUGAUAGGGUUGGGACGCUGAGAGGUGAAGGGAUAAAAUUUACAGAAAUUGUCAAUGAAUGGAAUUUUCAACAUUUCUCAGCGAGAGAAUUUCACUUUUGAUUUACCAUGGCAACUAGAAUACUGUCUUUUCUGAAGCCACCAAGAAGAGGCUUCCGUUAUCUCCACGGUGCCUGGAUACAAACAAAGGAUGUGGCACUGUAUCUAUGAGUGUAUGACCACAGCCCCAACCUCUUACCCUCAACUCAAGCAGUGAAUUUGAAUAAUGUCAAUAAAUUUGAAUAAAACCAGAAAAUCUCCCAGGAGACAAAAUCCAGCAUAACGAUUGACUUAAAUGCCUUUGUCCAUGUAUUCCCAUCUCCGCUGACCGUGUUUUUGUUCGUUUAAGAAAUAGGCCAUGUGCACCUCAGUAUCAGUGGCUGAUACUGAGGUUGGAGACCAAGAACUUGCACCAUACUUGGAAUUGACUUGCAUGGGAGAGGGCACUGCUCAGUGUUCUCAGCUCAGCUUGACUGGUGGAUGUAGCUGCAUGAUUACAUGAUGUUUGCGUGGACAAAGCCGUUGUCUGAGGUGAGGCUCGGGAAAAUAGCCCAUGUACUGCACAUACGGCUGAUCAAGGGUGCUGAGGCUUUGUAUGUGGCACGGAGUGUCCUGUGCUCCUGUGCCCCACUGCUGAUAAUCCCACAGCUGGGUUUAAAUGAGCAUGUUCACAAAUUAAACAAGGAGGAAAUGUCA
Molecule: messenger RNA, 6552 nt
Organism: Phacochoerus africanus (Common warthog)
Lineage: Eukaryota; Metazoa; Chordata; Mammalia; Artiodactyla; Suidae
Gene: TRPM8
Product: transient receptor potential cation channel subfamily M member 8
Exons: 26
Coding region: 1-4086 (1361 amino acids)
Biological process (GO): calcium ion transmembrane transport
Cellular component (GO): membrane
Molecular function (GO): ligand-gated calcium channel activity
Source: RefSeq, a predicted model, not a curated record